AUGUUUCCCCAACUCAAAGCAAGCCGCCGCAGAGGUCUCCUCUCCGCCGUUCUCCUCUCCACGUCGACCCUCCUCGUCGACCGCGCAUGCGCGUCGCCCUCUCCCGCCACCGCGCCCGUCGAUGAGGCAACCGCAAACACGACCCUCCAGGACCUGAGUCACCUCUACCUCGCCCCCGAGGCCUCCUGCGCCGGCUACGAGGGACAGUGGAACUGCCUCUCGGACAGGUUCCAGCACUGCGCGGACGGGCAGUGGAGCGCCGUUCUGUCGUGCUCCGGCGGGUCCGAUGACCAGGCGGCGGCCGCAGCGUCGUUGUGCAGCCCGCUCGGGAGGACGGACCUCGUCGAUUUCGAGGGGGAGUGUAGUGCAGCCUGGGGCUGGGGAGGAGGCGGCGGCAGCGGGGGGUGGGGAGGAGGGGGCACAAGCUGUAACGGGAACCGAUGCUAUUACGGUGCCGGGGAGAGGCUGGACGUUGAGCGGUGGGUGUAUGUUGCUGUUGUUGGGGCUAUUGUUUUGGGCGUUUGGUGA
This is a messenger RNA of Colletotrichum destructivum, 528 nucleotides long. RefSeq lists its product as uncharacterized. Bases 1 to 528 code for a protein of 175 amino acids. Lineage: Eukaryota; Fungi; Ascomycota; Sordariomycetes; Glomerellales; Glomerellaceae. The transcript has a single exon. The record is from RefSeq and is a predicted model, not a curated record.